Colletotrichum higginsianum IMI 349063 is the source of this 1644-nucleotide messenger RNA. Its product is annotated as C6 zinc finger protein. The transcript has 2 exons. The coding region runs from base 1 to 1644 and encodes 547 amino acids. NCBI's taxonomy places the organism in Eukaryota, Fungi, Ascomycota, Sordariomycetes, Glomerellales, Glomerellaceae. Gene Ontology annotation, biological process: regulation of DNA-templated transcription. Gene Ontology annotation, molecular function: DNA-binding transcription factor activity, RNA polymerase II-specific; zinc ion binding. The record is from RefSeq and is a predicted model, not a curated record.
AUGCAGCACCGACUACCAAGCAUGACGAAUCAUGUCUCGCUUGUUACGAGGUUCGCCCUUGACCACAAGCCCCAGCUCACAAGGGCCAGCAAGCCCAAAGUUCGCACUGGGUGUAUCACCUGCAGACACCGCCGCGUCAAGUGCGACGAAGGCAGGCCGGCCUGCUCAGCCUGUCUCAAGUAUCAAGGCCAUUGCGGGGGAUACAAAAGCAAUGCAACACAGAAACCUUCACGUUCAGAUCAACUUCGACCAAUAUUGCCGAGAUUGGCUGGCAGGAAGGCCGACAACGGCUUUCUCUUAGAGCCAAACUACACGUCUCUCGUGUUCGCCGAUCAGCUGGAAAAGGACCACUUCGACUACUGGCUCGCCUUCACUGGAACCACGGUGCUCUUUCAGUCUGACCUGCUCACACAAGUUAUCCCUCAACUGUCCUGGAAAGAUCCUGCGAUAAAACACGCUGCCCUCGCGAUCGGCGCGUCGGCCCUCGGCGGGAGCACGAGAACGGAGCGAAUGCUUGGCAAAGGGAGGUUCACUUCAGACUCGCUCGUGCACUAUGGCAAGGCUCUGAAUCUCUUAUACACAUCACCUAUGUCGCCUGAGAGAACUUUGCUGGCAUGUCUCCUAUUCAUCACCUUCGAGAGCCUCCGGGGGAACAAGGCAGCCGGGCUGAGCCACAUUAACCACGGCUCUCGAAUCCUGGAGCAGUACAACCCCCAGGAUGUCGAUCCGAGCCCCUUGCUUGACGAGGUCAUGACCAGCUUCCAGCAUUUUGGCCUCCAAUCUUGGAGUCACGGCGGCACUCACCCCAAAGAGACGGACAGUCGGGUGCCGUGGUGCUGCCGUGGACGAAGGACGCGAUAUGCCGUCCAGGAGAUGCCCUCGGCCUUUGCGAAUCUGGAGACGGCUCGCCGAUGGUGGAAUAUUGUCCGACAUCACCUCGAGCACCACGCGCCACUACACACCGGGUUUCGGGUUGAAGGGUCAUCCGCCACAACAGUCCAGCGACCGCCACCGGAUUACGCCUCACCUGAGUCUCAGCAGCAUAUUCGGAGCUUCGCCCGCUUUCUCGACGCCUGGAACCUGGCGUUCCAGCCGCUUGCCAUCAAAGCAGAGUCCGGCAGAGCCACGGAUAUCGCAGGCUAUCUCAAGGCGCUCAGUCUGAGGAUUCACUAUCUGCAUAUGUGGAGCGGAAUACGCACCGCGGGGUGGACAGAUGUGGAGGACAUCGGUCGCGUCACGCCGGUUUUCCGCGACAUAGUCGCUCUCAGCCGAGAGUUCUUGUCGGCGCAGGGCGCCCGGCAGCUCCUCGCGCCAAACGGGGAGAUGUUCACAUUGGAAGACAGCCCGACGUGGCCCCUCGGGUCCGCAUUUCUCAUGUGCGCGGUGCGUGAAGUGAAGGACGAGGUGAUCAGGCUGUUCAAAGAGUACCCCCGACGUGACGGCCUCUGGGAUACGCACGGAUUCCUGGUUAUGAUGGAGUGGCUGAACGGGAUGACAUCCGCUGGUUAUGCCGUCGACGAGCGGCGUCACGUCGCCGAAUGCGACGUCGUCUUCCGCGAGCACUCGGUCAUGCUGCAAAAGAAGCUGUGGGACCCUGCAGCGUCGAAGUGGAUAUAUAGCGGCGCAAGUUUCAGUAUUCUUUGA